Molecule: messenger RNA, 5439 nt
Organism: Budorcas taxicolor (takin)
Lineage: Eukaryota; Metazoa; Chordata; Mammalia; Artiodactyla; Bovidae
Gene: AGGF1
Product: angiogenic factor with G-patch and FHA domains 1
Exons: 14
Coding region: 266-2410 (714 amino acids)
Molecular function (GO): nucleic acid binding; protein binding
Source: RefSeq, a predicted model, not a curated record
GACGGGAAGUUACCAAUAAAGUUUUACUGUUUGAAAGCCGGCCUGGCUGGGCCGUGCGCAUUAUCCGUUCCCUUGUUUGUCCGCAGUCCCUCUCGGCUACAGGGAACAAGCUUCAGGGCGUCAUGGCCAGGGGCCGCCGCGGCCGGGCGGAGCUGAGGCCGCCUUUCGCUGCCCACGCGCUCCCUUGGCUCCCGGGUCCACCGGCGUCCGCCUCGGUCUGAGCGCAGCCCCUUCCGCGCCCACGGGCCGCCUCGCGCCGGACCCCAUGGCCUCCGAGGCGCCGCCGCCUUCGUUGUCUCCGUCGCCGCCACCCUCCCCCGAGCCUGAGCUGGCCCAGCUGAGGCGCAAGGUGGAGACGUUGGAACGCGAGCUGCGGAGCUGCAAGCGACAAGUGCGGGAGAUCGAGAAGCUGCUGCACCACACGGAGCGGCUGUACCAGAGCGCCGAGAGCAACAACCAGGAGCUCCGCACCCAGGUAGAAGAGCUCAGUAAAAUACUCCAUUGUGGGAGAAACGAAGAUAAUAAAAAGUCUGAUGUAGAAGUACAAACAGAGAACCACCCUCCUUGGUCAAUCUCAGAUUAUUACUAUCAGACAUACUAUAAUGAAGUUAAUCUUUCAAAUAAAGCAUCUGAACUCUCAGUUCAGGAAGAUAAGGAUAUCGAAGCUUCUACUUUUAAUUCUAAAGACCAGUCUCACAUACAAAAUGAUACUUGUGCUGGUACUGAUGUAACAGAAAAUGUUAAUUUUGGACAAGAGGACCAUUUUGCCUCAAAUUCACAGGAGCCAGCAUCUGCGUUAGCAACAGAGAAUACAUCCUUAGAAGGUUCAUCACUAGCUGAAAGUUUGAGAGCUGCAGCAGAAGCUGCUGUAUCACAGACUGGCUUUAGCUAUGAUGAGAACACUGGAUUGUAUUUUGAUCACAGUACUGGAUUCUAUUAUGAUUCCGAAAACCAGCUGUAUUAUGAUCCCUCCACUGGAAUUUAUUACUACUGUGAUGUGGAAAGUGGUCGAUACCAGUUUCAUUCUCGAGUGGAUUUGCAGCCUUAUCAGACUUCUGGCACAAAACAAAGUAAAGAUAAAAAAUUGAAGAAAAAAAGAAAGGAUCCAGAUUCUUCUACGACAAAUGAAGAAAAGAAUUUGAAUUCAGAAGAUCAGAAAACAUCCAAUAUUGAACAUAUAAGCUGCAGUGAGGGAGAAGAUUUUGCAAAUGUGAAAAAGAAGGCCAAAAUAGACAUCCAUUACAAAAAUAGUCCGCCCAAAUAUACUGUUCCAGUUAGUGCAAAGACUGUAGAAUCUCCUCUUAGUGAAAACAUUUAUAAUUCGGCUUCGUUUAAAGACGAGAAAAUCGUAGACAUUGAUAGUGAGCCUGAAGAAGGUGAAAUUACAGACUCUCAGACCGAGGACAGUUACGAUGAAGACACUACCAGUGAAGACAACGCAACUGCAGAAGAUACUGAGGAUGAAGAUGAAGAAAAAAUCUGGCCUCCAUGUAUUAGAGUAAUUGUAAUUAGAUCACCUGUGUUGCAGACAGGAUCACUUUUUAUCAUUACAGCUGUAAAUCCUGCUACAAUUGGAAGAGAAAAAGAUAUGGAGCAUACUCUCCGAAUCCCUGAAGUUGGUGUCAGUAAGUUUCAUGCAGAAAUUUAUUUUGACCAUGACUUACAAAGUUAUGUCCUUGUGGAUCAAGGCAGUCAGAAUGGUACAGUUGUUAAUGGAAAACAGAUUCUUCAGCCCAAAACUAAAUGUGACCCUUAUGUACUUGAGCAUGGGGAUGAAGUGAAAAUUGGAGAGACUGUGUUGUCGUUUCAUAUUCACCCUGGCAGCGAUACCUGUGAUGGCUGUGAACCAGGGCAGGUUAGAGCUCACCUUCGUCUUGAUAAGAAAGAUGAACUUUUUGUUGGUCCAACACUAAGUAAGGAGGAAAAAGAGUUGGAAAGGAGGAAAGAAUUAAAGAAAAUACGAGUAAAAUAUGGUUUGCAGAAUACAGACUAUGAAGAUGAAAAGGCAUUGAAGAAUCCAAAAUAUAAAGAUAGAGCUGGAAAACGUAGGGAGCAGAUUGGAAGUGAAGGAACUUUCCAAAGAGAUGAUGCUCCUGCAUCUGUCCAUUCUGAAAUUACUGAUAGCAAUAAAGGUCGGAAGAUGUUGGAGAAGAUGGGAUGGAAAAAAGGAGAGGGCCUAGGGAAGGACGGUGGAGGCAUGAAAACUCCGAUCCAGCUUCAGCUUCGGCGAACACAUGCAGGCUUGGGGACAGGCAAGCCAUCUUCAAUUGAAGAUGUUCACCUUCUCCAAAACAAGAGCAAAAAGAACUGGGAGAAAGCACGAGAGAGGUUUGCUGAAAAUUUCCUGGAAACUAAAUCUCAAAAAGAUGGACCAGGGACUGUGCCUUGGGUCAAAGGGACUGUAGAGUGAAGGUCAGUCAUAGAACACAAUUAACCUUUUUUAUAGAGUUUGGAAACUCUUGUAUAAUUGCAGAAAUUUCCCCUCAAAAAGAGUCAGUGACAUGAGGGAACUGUGUCAGUUUACCCCCUCAUGAUUCAAAAAUUUGUAGUAAAGUGUGGUUUGCAGAGCUUUUAAAAAACAUUUUUAAAUAACUAAUAAAUAGUGACUGAAUCAAGUCAUGCUGUGAGUGGACUAAAGUUCACGGGGCAUGGAUGGGCUUAUCAAACUUUGCUAGUUUACUUUGUCAUUUGCAAGACCCAUAUAAACAACUAGCCAUAUAAGCAAAAUUCACGAAACCACUAACUUAAAUGUACAUUUGUCUUUGUCUCCUUAUAUUCAUUAUUGUAAGAUGCAUAACAGAAGAAACAUGAAAAGUUUAUAGAAACAACCUGACUGUAUGCAUCCUUGUUUAUACCCUUUAGGACCUAGAUAGAAAAUGUUGGAAAACAUAGGUAGUGGUGUAUACAUUAUAUUUGAAAUAACUCAAGACAUAUUAUUGAAGAACUAAUGAGCAGGUGACAUGUAGAAAAUCAGUCUUCCAUUGUUUUCUUCUGUGAAGAAUCUGUGGAUUUGUAUUAUAUAUUAAGCAUUUAUAUUUGGUUUGUUUCAUAGCUAAAAAUGAACAAUUGAGUACAGUAUUGAAAUAUUCAAUGUGCUGGCGUUUGAUUGCUGGCAAUGGAGUCGUGCCAGAGAAGUUUGAUUUCUGUUGCAAAAGGAUUAGAGACUUCCCUGGUGGCUCAGACGGUAAAGCGUCUGACUACAAUGUGAGAGACCUGGGUUCGAUCCCAGGGUCGGGAAGAUCCUCUGGAGGAGGAAAUGGCACCCCACUCCAGUACUCUUACCUGGAAAAUCCCAUGGAUGGAAGAGCCUGGUAGGCUACAGUCCAUGAGGUCGCAAAGAGUCGGACAUGAAUGAGCGACUUCACCUUGCUUCCUUACCUAGCCAAGGCUCCAAACUCAAGAUAUUUAUUGAAAAUAUCUUCAGAUGCAAUAAAAACAUUGUAACAUCAAAAAAAAUAAUUCAUUGAACCAAUAAUUUAAACAUUCUGGUCUGCGUUGAACUCAAGAGCAGGCAGAAUUUCCCUCUGUAGACUGACAGCGCAGUAAUGAAACCAGCCAGAGCUUCCCUCUGAGAAUUGACAGCACGGUGAUGAGAGGAGACUAGCUCAGGUCUGGUGAGGCUGCAGUGCAGCUGUCUGAGCGCAGGUGUCACUGCGCUGCCGGUUACUGCUGUUUCUUCCCUUUGUGGUCGACUUUUCUGUCAGCUUUUUGCUGGGAAAUCAAUGCUGCGACUGAUCUUUUAUCACAGUGAAUAUAAACUAUAGCUCUGUCAUCUACUAUAAUGAAAUGUCUUCGAGAUACAGAAAUAGGAAAGGAAAAUUCUGGGGGGAAAAAAUAUGCAAUAGGGAAGAUAGUUCAGAAAGAAAAGCUACCUGUUGGAAUUUCUAAUCUUAAUGGUAGAGGGUACUUAAGAAGGAGGGGUGUGGAAAGAAAAUGUAUUACUAUAGAUGAGACAUAUGACCAAAUUUGUCAAGUCAUUGUAGACGGGAAAAUCAGAGGUCCUAUAACUCUAAAGAUGGAUUAAGUAUUUUUCUGUAUCCUUCCUGCCCACUUACAUACCCUAACACACACACACACACACACACACUAAAGAUGGAUUAAGUAUUUUUCUGUAUCCUUCCUGCCCACUUACAUACCCUAACACACACACACACACACACACACACACGGCCACAUACAUACCCUAACACACACACCUCUUCAUACCCUAACACAUACACACAACUCACAAGACUUGGAGGCAAUAGGAAUGUCCUGGAUUAUUUUCUGUAAAGUAGAAAAGUUACUCGUGUAAACAUGGUUCUGAUACUGGUGCCCUGUAUACAGGUAACAACAUAGGACCUUCAGAGUGAACUUGCUUCUGAUAGAUCUCACUCACUGGGUUAGUAUACAACUGUAUAUAUAAUAUUUCCCACUUUUAUUAUUAGAUUGUGGAAAACGUUUUCAUUGUUUUCCUUUGUUAAGAAAAUGGAAACUUGAAAAUGGUGAUAAAAAUUGAUACAUAUAUGGUAUUUGCAUUAUUAAAACCCUUGGCAGAUCUAAAGUCUCAGGGCUAUACUGUAUACUGGUUAAAGCACUGAAUAAUGUCUGGUUCUAUUUCUACUUGUGAAAUGAGAAUAAUAUUUAACUCACAUGUUUGUCUCGAAUAAAAAAUAAGAAAAUGUAUAUAAAAGCACUUUGUAAACUAUGAAAGUAGUACAAAUGUGAGCUUCUGUUUGUUCAGGAGCAUAAAUGUGGAUUAUGUACAAUUUGAAUUAUGCAUAAAAUUGUUUUGUGUCUAAUAUUUAAAAUUACAGUUUAUUUACACAGUUUAUUACUAAAUUACAUUUAGUAAUUUAAUAGCCUUUAAGUGUUUGUUUAAAGUGAAGCUGCGAGUUGCUGAAUUUUGAGAAUUCUAACAUAUUUUGCCAGAACAUGAGAAGUUGGCAAAAUUGAGAACAGAAGAUACCGUCACCAUUAUAGUAAAAUAACAGAAAUUGUCUUCUAAAUUAAAUAGCUAAGAAGCACUUUUUCUCAGAAAGGGAGGGGUUUUAUUUUUCUUCUGUUUUUAAAGGUUUUUACUUCUGUUUAAUUUAUUCUAGUUGUGAACUUACGAAGUUAUGGUUCACCCAGUUAAAAUGCCUCCCAGCUUUUCAUGUAAAAGAUUAUUUCUUAAUUUGGCAAAUUUUCAAAGAGCAGCCAAAAGAAGACAUAAAUUUCCACCGAGGAGAAGAGGUGUCAGAGACUGUGUACAGAGGCCGUCCUGUUGAGUCACAGGGCAGAGGGCUGUGCUGGGCAGGGAGCCAGAAAUGCGUUUCUGGCCCCAGCACCUGAGGGUUCUCAGGGACUGUUGAAAGUGUCUUCCCCAUUGUGUUCUAAGUGUGCUUCUUAUUUUUUUAGGGCAUCACUUACGUCUCUGCCGUGAAUGUUUAAAACAUUUCAUUUUACUUUUUUCAGGCU